AUGAACUCCUAUUCAAUGAGCGCGCUCACCAAGGCGCUGCCCUCGGUCUGCCGCCAGUCCCAACCUCGCAUCGCCUCCCUUAAUAUCACACGCCCCUUCUCGAUCUCGAGUCCUCGCCAAUUGAUCCGCCGCAAUGACCGCGGUGCCGAGCUCGAAAGACAAAUGCUGAACCGGGGCCCGGAGACGGCAUCCGGGGCAUCCUCGCCGCUCUCUGCCAUUACACGAAUGGUGCAAGGCGACAAGGCCAACUCGCCUGCGCGCAACACCGAGUCCUCCAAGGCUGCCGAGAACGUCGAGACUGAAAUGAUGCGAAACCCCUACGCCGAUCGGGCUCCUCCCCACCACCUCCACGUCUACUGUCACAAGCACAACACAAUCCUCACCCUGACACGGCCAAAUGGCAACCCUCUCAUGUCCAUUGGAUGUGGCCAGAUUGGUUUCCGCAAGGCUGGCCGCUCCGGGUUCGAUCCUGCCUACCAGCUGUCCGCCCAUGUGAUGUCCCAGAUUCAAGAAAAGGGCUUCCUCAUGGAAAUUGAGCGCUUGGAGGUUGUGUUCCGUGGGUUCGGCAAGGGCCGUGAGGCAUUCGUCAAGGUGCUCCUGGGUAACGAGGGCCGACACAUUCGAGGACUCGUGGCGCGAGUGACUGACUCCACCCGAAUCAAGUUCGGUGGUACUCGCAGCAGACACGAGCGUAGACUGGGUUAA
This is a messenger RNA of Penicillium olsonii, 705 nucleotides long. The record is from the annotation of a GenBank genome assembly. Lineage: Eukaryota; Fungi; Ascomycota; Eurotiomycetes; Eurotiales; Aspergillaceae.